CUUCAUAUCGUACAUGUUAUUCCAGAGGAUAUAUACAUAUAUGGUGUGUGUGUGUGUGUGUGUGUGUCUAUUGUAACAAUAUUUGUUUUACAUGCAGCUGAUUCUGAUGCGAGAAUGGACUAUGUCAGACGGCCGGACACUAUGAGCGGCGGCCGUUUUCACACACUUGAAGAAGAUUUGUCUCUCCUCGUCCUGGACCAACGUACUGGCAGGUAACGGGCAUAGAUCGUCUAUGUUAAGCAUGGGGCACGGACUGGGAUUGCACUAAUGAGGUUUAAGAGGAAAGGCAGAAUGAAGGGUUGGGGCACCAAUAAGAGAGCCGUUGGCAAGUUGCUUUAUGUAUCAAAUCUGUUACAGAGCAAUGAUACGGCGAAACUUCCGGACCAGCGAGGAGUUCUCAUGGUGGGCAGAUCUGGUAUGGUGGCUGCAACGGGUGUCUCCGGGCCGACUGGUAGUUAUAACAGUCACUGGCCGCUCCACACUGGGCCUUCGUCAUGCGCGCACGCUCUUCGCUGAAUUGGGUUCUGCCUUCGCGCUCUAUCUGGCGCAACAGACGGCCUGGACGUGGGCCUUCGUCAAAGGUGGUCACACCAUCUACGAAUCACUUUUGAAAGGGAACCGUAAUACUGAGAUCACAUUGGCUUUUCAAGAUGUUAACGACAGUAUCUAUGCUGAAGGGACUAUAAACUUAUCGACAGAGCUUUUACCUACAAUAAAAAAUGACAAAGAUGAAGAACGCUGGCACUACUGCCACCUUCACGCUGCCAUGGGCGGACUUUGCGAUGAGCACACUCCGGACCCACUGCCACCGCCCCCGCCGCCUACCCUCCAGCACCAAUCCGCCCUCGCCGAUGUGCCCGUCGUCGUCACAGCCGGUGCCCGCCACCAGUACCUCUACCACACCCUCAAUACCCUCCUCACUGCCCCCGGGGCACAACGUAACAACGUGCUCGUCGUGCUUGGGGACGCACCACAGCCUACCACACAACUGCUACGUCUCAUCAACGUCAACUUCACCAAAGUUCCUGUUCACGGGGAAGGCAACCUCAAACUCUUCCGUUACUACCGUAGCGUCUUCCAGCUGGUGGCUCACACCUUCCCCGACGCCCCUGCAGUCAUUUUCCUGGACGAGGACGUCGAGGUCUCCCCAGACUUCUUCUCCUUCAUGAGCCAGACCCUGUGGCUGCUCCGCGAGGACCCCACACUCUACUGCAUCAACACUUACUCCUUCCUGCUAACCACAGGCGAUGGCCGUAGUGCGACCCUUGUUAGAAGGGGCGCAACCCAAGUAAUGUGGGGUUACGCGGUUACGCCAAAGUUCAUAAGGGAAUCAUUAUACCUGUGGCCCGAGUCUGGCGACAAUGAGGAUAUAUUGACAUACGAUUACUGGUUAUAUGAAUACGCGAGGAAGAAUAGGGAAUGCAUUUACCCUGAAAUUAGCCGCAUCCGACAUUUCGGUCUAGGCACCAACACGAAUCCUCUGCAACAUGAGUACGACGCCUGGCGAAGGCCUUUUCUUAAAGCGUCGGGCGUUGCCUUGUUCAACACAAAUGAAAUAUCAAAUCCAGGUUUCGAAAGCAAAUUUUUACAAAAAUUAAAGACCGCACGAAUUUUGGGCAAAGCCGACCCUUGUGGGCUUAGUUUUCCACCGCGCAGUAAGAAGGUAAAUACUCACUACGUGAUGUUUUUCGCAAUGGAAUACAAAGAGGAUAUCAGCAGUUGGAACUGA
Molecule: messenger RNA, 1729 nt
Organism: Penaeus monodon (black tiger shrimp)
Lineage: Eukaryota; Metazoa; Arthropoda; Malacostraca; Decapoda; Penaeidae
Product: protein O-linked-mannose beta-1,2-N-acetylglucosaminyltransferase 1-like
Exons: 2
Coding region: 338-1729 (463 amino acids)
Biological process (GO): protein O-linked glycosylation via N-acetylgalactosamine
Cellular component (GO): Golgi membrane
Molecular function (GO): beta-1,3-galactosyl-O-glycosyl-glycoprotein beta-1,3-N-acetylglucosaminyltransferase activity
Source: RefSeq, a predicted model, not a curated record